Molecule: messenger RNA, 1269 nt
Organism: Lachnellula hyalina
Lineage: Eukaryota; Fungi; Ascomycota; Leotiomycetes; Helotiales; Lachnaceae
Gene: YHR112C
Product: putative trans-sulfuration enzyme
Exons: 2
Coding region: 1-1269 (422 amino acids)
Biological process (GO): transsulfuration
Cellular component (GO): cytoplasm
Molecular function (GO): carbon-sulfur lyase activity; pyridoxal phosphate binding
Source: RefSeq, a predicted model, not a curated record
AUGGCAACUUCAGUACCGGGCCUCAAUGGCCACCAAAAUGGCGAAGAUCACACCCCCGAUCACGGACUCACAAACCUGUCACUUUCCUCUAGGACUGUUCACGCAGAUGACUUCCUUAACCAAACUCAAGAUGUAGCACCAGCCCUGCAUGUCUCUACUACUUAUCGUUACAACAGAGAUCCAGACAAGCUACAAACAUUAGCGAGCAUGGGUCCAGAACAUUCUGCAUAUGAAGGACAUGUCUAUUCCCGGCACACGGCGCCAAACACUACACGCUUUGAGGCUAUCCUCUCAGAAAUCCUCAAGGGACCCUCACUUACGUACUCUUCUGGACUAAGCGCCUUCCACUCAAUGCUGGUGUUCCUCAACCCAAAACGCAUUGCUAUUGGAGAAGGAUAUCACGGCUGCCACGGUAUUAUCGACAUACAUAAGAAACUUACGGGGCUUCAGAAACUAGACCUGGAUUGCCCGGCCGAGGACCUGCAGCCUGGAGACAUAGUGCACGUGGAAACACCACUGAAUCCCACUGGCGAAGCGAGAAACCUGAAAGCAUAUGCCGAAAAGGCUCACUCACGGGGCGCUUUCCUCACCGUGGAUGCGACGUUUGCUCCUCCUCCUUUGCAGGACCCAUUUCUCUGGGGUGCGGACAUCGUCAUGCACUCCGGGACAAAAUAUAUCGGCGGACAUUCCGACAUGCUUUGUGGAAUUCUUGCCGUGAACCCGAAGUGGGCAAAGGAGAAGUGGUUUGAGAAGUUGGGGGCGGAGAGGCUGCAUUUGGGGAAUGUGAUGGGGAAUAUGGAGGGGUGGUUGGGUAUUCGUAGUGUGAGAACCCUUGAGGUGCGAGUCGAGAAACAGGCGUUCAGUGUCGGGAAGCUUGUUGGGUGGCUAAAUUCUGCUCUCACCUCUAAGGCUGAAGAUGCAGAGAGUAAGGUUGUGCAAGCUGUGCUCGCGAAGAUAGAGCAUGCGAGUCUGCAGGAAGCUGACAUUAAGGAUGGCUGGCUGCUGAAACAGAUGCCGAAGGGCUUUGGUCCAGUCUUCUCCAUUGUCAUGAAGGAAGAACGGUUUGCGAAGAGACUGCCGAGUAAAUUGGAGCUGUUCCACCAUGCUACUAGUCUGGGUGGGGUCGAGAGUCUAAUCGAAUGGAGGACGAUGACUGAUUCACAGGUUGACACACGAUUAUUGCGGAUUAGCAUUGGGAUUGAGGGGUGGGAAGACCUGAGAGAUGAUUUACUGCAAGGCUUUAAAGCGCUUUUGGCUGAGACGAAGUGA